AUGUCAUUACCACUCGAACCACCAAAAUCUGAUGAACCAAUCUCUUACAAUGCCAUAGCACAAAAAGAAGUUUUUGCUAAAAAAAAAGAAUUAGAAAAAGAAUUGGCCGAAUUACAAGCUAUGUCAAGAAUUAUUACAAAUCCCGAAUAUUAUAAAAGUUUUUCUUCCCAGAUUUCUGAUAUAGAAAAAAAUAUCAAAAGUCAAGAUAUUCGGUUAGAAAAACUAAAAAGACAUGCAGCAAUAAAUAAAAAUGUGGUUGAAGAAGAACAAGAUAAUAAAGACAAUGAUGAAAAUGAUGAAUUAUAUGUACCAUAG
Messenger RNA from Dentiscutata erythropus, 315 nucleotides. Lineage: Eukaryota; Fungi; Glomeromycota; Glomeromycetes; Diversisporales; Gigasporaceae. The record is from the annotation of a GenBank genome assembly.